AGCGACCCUCCUCGCGAAUCCCUCUCCUCUCGCUGCCCAAGAGAUCCCUUCUCCAAAUUCGCAGCACCCACAUAGCAAUCCAUCCACAUUUGAAGCUUCUUCCCUCCUCUUGUUCUUCCAUGGAACUUGACAGCGAUCAGGGCGACUGGGACUCCGCCGUCCGGCCUCGCUACGCAUCGCCAUCGCCAUCGCCUCUCAAUUCCACCAUCUCAGGUCUGUACGAGGAUCACGAGCGGCAGCAGCAGGAGUCGCGCGGCCUGGAAACUCUGGAGCUGAUCCUCCAGAAGAUCCUCCGGAGCUUGAGCGCAUUGGCGGACAAUUUCGAUCGGAUUCUGAGCUCGUACGAGGCGGCCAAGAGCGAGGGAGGCAGCGUUUGCUGCUGGAGGGCAGUGAGAAGCUUGCGAGAUGGAGCCUGGAAGAGAUUGAAGGGGCUUAGAUCCGCGCGAAGGGAUCCCAGCUCCCUGUUGGUGUGCUGCAUUUUAGUACCUCUCGUGUUCUUCCUCCUCGUCGGGCCUAGAACACGAUCGUUUCAGCCCAAGGCAUCUCCAGACGAUCGUCAGAAAGCUCGAAUCCCACCCAGGCGGAUCCAAUUGCCGGACGGUAGAAACAUCUCAUACCGGGAAGAAGGUGUCCCUGCCGAUCAAGCAAAGCGCACAGUGCUCGUUGUUCAUGGAUUUCUCUCAUCGAGACUAGCAGGAAUUCCCGGAAUCAAUUCUUCGCUGCUCGAUAGCUAUGGUGUUCGUCUUGUGGCUUACGACUUGCCAGGAUUUGGAGAGAGUGAUCCUCACCACAACAGAAGUUACAAAACCUCGGCCUCGGACAUGAUCAGCAUCGCCGACGCUCUCGGUUUUGGCGACCAGUUUUGGAUCCUGGCGUUUGAUGGAGGUGGUCCUCACGUUUGGGCUGCGAUUCACUACAUUCCAGAGAGACUAGCAGGUGUUGCUAUGGUUGCUCCGGCGGGAAAUCCAUACGGAGGAAAUCUCACCUCGAGCGAAGCGGCCAAAGCCUGGAAGGCCUGGUCAUUCCGGAGAAGAUUGCUCCAUUUCUGUGCCAGGAAGUUUCCAUCUUCACUUGGAGGUUUUCUCCGGAGAACUCUCCUGGAGAAGAUCGACAGGCUUAGCAGAAGCUUGUAUGCCACCUCGAGAUCAAAGGACCGAGCUCUUUUCGAGCAGCAGGAUUUCAUGAGACUAUGGGAAGACGACGUCCGGGAAUCCAUGAACCAGAAGCGAGCUUUCUCGCUGGCCCAAGAGCUAGUCUUGCUGGUUAACAACUGGGGAUUCGACUUGGGCGAUCUCAAGCGAAAGAGACCGCCCGCCGGCGAUGGAAUCGUGAGCAAGCUGCGGGGCCUUUUCUCUCAAGAACAGUCGGAUCUCCUCGGCUUCCAGCGACCAAUACAUAUAUGGCAUGGAACUGACGAUGUAGUCGUGCCGAUUGCGAUGAGCGAGUUUGCGCAGCGAGUCCUGCCUCACGUAAACUUCCACAGGUUGCAAGGCGAGGGCCACUUCUCGUGGUUCUAUCUCUGCCAGGAAUGCCACACAGAUUUGUUCAAAGCCAUGUUUCCAGAUGAAUAGCCAUGGAAAGAAGAGAUCGAUUCUAUUUC
Selaginella moellendorffii is the source of this 1600-nucleotide messenger RNA. RefSeq lists its product as uncharacterized. The record is from RefSeq and is a predicted model, not a curated record. The coding region runs from base 120 to 1571 and encodes 483 amino acids. NCBI's taxonomy places the organism in Eukaryota, Viridiplantae, Streptophyta, Lycopodiopsida, Selaginellales, Selaginellaceae. The transcript is spliced from 6 exons.